GUUCUCCUUUAUAACGUUAACAAUAAAAAAAAAAUUAAGCAUCAUACGUGCAUAGUAAAAACUUUUGGCGCAUCCCUACCGUUUACAAACUCACUGAGCGAAUUACCACCUACGACGCCUUCCACUAUGCCGUCCGGGAAUGGUUGCCGGGCGAAUCAGCGGCGUGAACGGGCGAUGAAAAAACAGCAAGGCGCCGGUACAAAGCACACCGGCAAGGAUCUCGAAAAACACGAACAAAGCAAAAAUGUCGUGCAGUGUAGGGUUUGUCUCCAGGGGUUCCCCGUCACCGUCCGGCGCCUGGAGUUGGAGCAACACUUCGAGAAGCACACCAAAGUGGGGAAGUCCUUCGAAGAGGUUUUCCCUAAUUUUAAUAUGACCUGAUUUCUAUUCAGAUUCACGUUUCCUAAUAUACAUAACAUUGUAUAUUAGGAAAUAGCAAGGGAUGGCUCUGUGGGUUAGUGUGGGGGUAUGAAUAGUAAUGAAUGAAGGUAACAGGAAUGACACUUGAUGUUGUGGGGAAAAGGGAAGUGUGAAGCGGACUAAAUAAUUAACAGUCGGAAAAUCCUAUCAUCUGUAUUACUCGAAUUAUUCACUUAGAUAAGAAUAAA
This is a messenger RNA of Phytomonas sp. Hart1, 608 nucleotides long. The record is from the annotation of a GenBank genome assembly. NCBI's taxonomy places the organism in Eukaryota, Euglenozoa, Kinetoplastea, Trypanosomatida, Trypanosomatidae.